This is a messenger RNA of Coregonus sp. 'balchen', 5594 nucleotides long. The record is from the annotation of a GenBank genome assembly. NCBI's taxonomy places the organism in Eukaryota, Metazoa, Chordata, Actinopteri, Salmoniformes, Salmonidae.
AUGGUGAGGGCUGCCCGCGCCCUGCUCUCCGCCGUCACCCGCCUGCUCAUCCUCGCCGACAUGGCUGACGUCAUGAGGCUGCUGGCCCACCUCAAAAUCGUACGUAACUCAUAGUCAUUUCAAACCUCUGUGAUUGUCACCCCAUGCUUCCAAUGGUUUGAUUAAGCACCUAAGUUGCAUCUGAGUACAAACCUUGGUCUAGGACGCUAUCAUACAAAGUCUGACAAAGUUACUCUCGAGUAACCUCCUAACUUUUAUUCGAACACUGUGAACGACGUUGGCCUUUGAAAAGGUUGUUUGAAGUUGCUGUCGGUUAGUCUGCAUAUCUUUAAACGUGCCACAGAGAGGCUCCCCUACCAGCUACAAAGUCAGCUGGCCUUUGUAGAUAGACCCAGCAGGACACCUUCCUACACACACUCACACAAACUCUCACGCGCACACACAUGUACACAUGCACAAGCGCACACACACACACACACACACACACCCAACCCCCAUAGAGUUUCAGGGUGAGCCAACCACUACUGUACCAAAUCCCACACACAUACACACACCUCUCCCUUCCCCUACUGUAUGUGAAAGAGCGAGGUAGCUGUAAAUCGUAUAAAAACACAAGGGCUUUCAUAUGCCCUUUGGUGAGCCACAGGGACAUACAUACAUAGUCAGGCUACAGAAUAGUCAGCACCUUCAGUAAGUACGCUAGAGUCACCCUGUGCUCUUUGUCAUGGGCCCUGGUCAGAGUAGUGCACUAAAUAGAGAAUAGUGUGCCAUUUUGGACGCAUCCAGGAUACAUCUUCUCUCGUCACCUAGUAUGUGGAAGGACACUGUAUCAAUUUUUGGACACCUUCAGUGAGUAACGUCCCUCUGUCCUGUCCCAUCCCCUCCCCAGGAUAUCCCAGCAUGCCCUGCUCUAAUCCAUAGCCACUGAUCACUACUGAUCCCUGGGAGCUCUACCUUCUACCCGGGCCCCACAUUAGCAUAUAGAUGAGCCAGCACCUCAGUAGUAGAGCACACACACAUGUGCUGGAGCUUGCACACACACACACACACACACAUUCACACGGAUGCAUGCACAAGCAUGUGAUAUCAGAGCCCACUGAUGGAUACCCGCUAUACUGAACAAGGAGUUAUUAACCACACGUACUGUGCAUGUCACACCGCUUGGAUAGAAGUGUUAUUAAGCCUAUAUGUUUACAGGACACAUGCAGAUCACAAGUUAGGAUUUGGGCUUAAUAAUUGCCCAGACUUACACACACACAUGCAGGCACACACACACAUGCACAUAUGCACGCAUGCAUGCACACACACACAAACACACACACACUCAGAUAGUUCAUCUUCUGGAACGUUUGGGUUCCCCGGGAGCCGAGAGGGGGCUUAACUCCAGUCUGUGCCUAAGCUUCGCCAUCAAAGGCCACUUACAAGUUAUCUCUCUCUCGCUCUCUCCUUCUCUCUAUUUUUCUCUUUCUUCUCUCUAUUUUUCUCUUUUCAAUACAGCGUCUGUCUGCACUUUCAUAACGGCUACAGAAAUUCGUUUAGAAUAAGAAUGCACAUACAGGGAUGAGGAUCGCUAUAAGGAGACCAUAAAAAAAAAAACGUACACAAGUUAAUGGCCACAAAACAAUAAAAUAAAAAAUUGUUCUGGUAGCAAUUACAAAGAACCCUGUUGCAGGAGUACUAAAACUUGUAGUGUGAAAUUAUUAUGUGAAAAAAAAAUUCCUAUCAAAAAAAGUAUCUAAUUAUCAACAACUGUCAAUUAAUUAUAAUCCACAUAAUAAUUCACAUUUCCUGUUGCUGCAGGAUUGUUUUCCUGCUGUAGCAAACUGGCUCAAAUUAAGAUCCUACAUCUGUAGCUGAAGUUUUGUCUCUUAAUGAAAAAAUAUUAUUAUCAUUAUAAAAUAAUUUUUGUUUGAAUAUUUAAAAUAUAAAAUUAACAUGCAGUGAAGCCGCUCAACAUUUACAUCACAUUAGUCAUCUAACAGACUCCCAUCCAGAGCGACCCACUGAAGCAACCAGGGUCAACGCCCCGCUCAAGGGCACGUCAACAGAUCUCCCAUAAGGUCAAAAACGGGGACCCAAACCAGCGACCCAUCAGCCACCAGCCCAAGCUCCCAACCGCCAGGCCAUCAGCCCUCCAAGAUCCCCCCCACAGUUCCCCAAGAGCUGCCCCUCAACCAUCCGAGAACCCACCCCCCCCCCCCCCCCCCCCCACCCCGACAGUCCCCAACAGAAAAAUCAAAUAAUUCCAAUAUAAAACUUGAGUCAUUGGCAUACAUGGACACCUUUGUUUUUAAGCCUUGGAUUUCUAAUCCUCUAAUGUUGUUAUUUGAUCUGAUUUUAAUAGCUAGCAUUUUGAUGGCCAUAACGAAUAGAUAUGGUGACAGUGGACGCCCUUGUUUAACUCCCCUUGACAAUUCAAAACUCUCUGAGAAGUAGCCACUAUUUACAAUUUUACACCUCGGAAAAUACUUAAUGGAAAGCCUUAAGGUACAGAGGGUAGCUAUGUCCAUAAACAUUUUACUUAUUUUAAAUAUUUGUGUCUCUGUGUUUCCAUCUCUGUGUGUGUGUGUUUCUGUGUAUGCACGUACGUGUUUGUGUGUCUGACAGGUGGAGGAGGCCCUGGAGGCAGUGAAGAAUGCCACCAACGAGCAGGACCUGGCCAACCGCUUCAAAGAGUUUGGCAAGGAGAUGGUGAAGCUCAACUAUGUGGCCGCCCGCAGACAGCAGGUAACACAAACACACUCACACUACAGGUAAUUGUCAAAUACGUCAUAUUCCACACCUGGCUCCUUGAGCUUGUAUCACAGAUAAACGGGAAACCAAGCUUUGCGGGAGACUGCUCACACACACACACACACACACACACACACACACACACACACACACACACACACACACACACACACACACACACACACACACACACACACACACACACACACACACACACACACCUGUACCUCCAGCACCAUUAUCCCCUCUAACCCUCAGUGAUGUGUUAAACCUGAAGACGAUCAGAUCCAGCCAGGGGAACUGUAAAGAGAAACCAGUAGCGAGGCAGACACAUUAAAAACAGAUAGAGAUAGAGAGCCCUUCGGCUCUUACCAAGACACAGCGAGAACACUGAUUCUCUAUCAUAGCAGUACAUCACACGCAGGCACUCAAGCACAUACGUGCACACGGACACACACAGAGCAAGCAGACACAAUCUCUGUCAUGACACUACAUCACACCGCUGUCUCUAUAGCCAGCCUAGGGAGAGGGAAACAACUCUGCUUCUAACACCAAGCUGUGCUCUCGGUCAUAACUGAACGCGUUCUCCAAAAACACGUUUAAAAGCUGAGCUGUAUCCGUAGAGUCGUGACUGUGCCAUAGCACACCAUUUCUGACUGAGGAAUGACUGAGGCUGCGUCUCAAAUGGCACACUACUUUUGAGCAGGGCCCAUAGAGCUCUGGUCAAAAGUAGUGCAUUAUAUAGGGAAUAUGGUGUGAUUUGGGACACAUGCUGAAAGAGUUGAACUGCCAUCUCUCGGAUGAUUGACUCACAUCUCUACGUCCCUGGUAAUGCCUCUUAAACAUCACCAUGGAAUAAUAAUUUAGAAUUCAGAGGAAAUUAUUAAUGUCUUUGAGUGCUUUCUUAAAGCUCCACUAAGUUUGGGUAUUUUUUGGUGGUACAUGUUUCAGGGAAUGCAUUUUACCUUUCUUAGAAUUAAAUCUGAAGUGUUAAGUGAGAACUCUGCAUAUUUAGUGUUUUGACAGGAAAUCUGUAAUAAGUAAUGUGUUAUACACUCAGUGGAACUGUUGGGUCACGCAAGGUGCACUCUUCAAGGGGACUGGCUUGACACAAAUUAUAUUUCUUUAUAUCAAGCAGGUCUGCCUAUCAAGGCUUUAUGGUGUUUGAAUAGAAUACGAGUAGACAUAUUGAAUAAAGCUCAUAUAAUCAAAAGCCUCAAGGUUGAACUUUCAAUCAACACAUAUCUUAUGCCCACAAUAAUGGUAUGUGAUGAUUCAUUUGAGUGUGUUUAAUGAAAUAUUUAGCCUUAGUUUGGAUAGUAUCUCGAGAGUCAGACCAGAAUUCAUAUCCUCUCGAAAUGAUUUCAAACAAAGUGGCAGUACCCUUCGAACAAAGUUACAGUGCCUCUAACUUUUCAGAUCAAUUCCAAUCCUGCUACAAAACAAAAGUCAAAUAAGUUUUGUAUGUUAGUAAAAUUAUGCAGGUUUACUAUAUAACCUGUGCUGAGGUCUGGUCUGUAUAUACGUAGCAUGUCCUAACAAGUAUACAACAUUUCCUAAGCAAUAUAACAUUUCCUAACCAGUAUAUAACAUUUCCUAAACAGUAUACAACCUUUCCUAACCAAACAUUAGGAACACCUUUCUAAUAUUGAGUUUGCCCCCCCCCCCCCAUUUUGCCCUCAGAAUAGCCUCAAUUCGUCGGGACAUGGACUCUACAAGGUGUCGAAAGCGUUCCACAGGGAUGCUGGCCCAUGUUGAGUCCAAUGCUUCCUACAGUUGUGUCAAGUUGGCUGGAUGUCCAAUGGGUGGUGGACCAUUCUUGAUACACACAGGAAACUGUUGAGCAUGAAAAACCCAGCAGCAUUGCAGUUCUUGACACAAACCGGUGCGCCUGGCACCUACUACCAUACCCCGUUCAAAGGGACUUAAAUAUUUUGUCUUGCCCAUUCAUCCUCUGAAUGGCACACAUACACAAUCCAUGUCUCAAUUAUCUCAAGGCUUAAGAAUCCUUCUUUAACCUGUCUCCGCCCCUUGAUCUACACUGAUUUAAGUGGAUUUAACAAGUGACAUCAAUAGGGGAUCAUAGCUUUCACCUGGCUUCACCUGGUCAGUCUAUGUCAUGGAAAGAGCAGGUAUCCUUAAUGUUUUGUAUACUCAGUGUAUAACAUUUCCUAAACAGUAUACAUUUCCUAACCAGUAUAUAACAUUUCCUAAACAUAACAUUUUCUAGCCAAUAUAUAACAUUUCCUAAACAGUAUACAUUUUCUAAACUGUAUACAUUUCCUAAACAGUAAACAACAUUUCCUAACCAGUAUAUAGCAUUUCCUGACCAGUAUAUAACAUUUCUUAACUUCCCGUCUCGUCUUCAGGAGCUGAAAGACCCCCAGUGCCGGGACGAAAUGGCGGCGGCGCGCGGCGCCCUGAAGAAGAACGCCACCAUGCUCUACACGGCCUCGCAGGCCUUCCUGCGCCACCCAGACGUGGCGGCCACGCGCGCCAACCGCGACUACGUCUUCAAGCAGGUGCAGGAGGCCAUCGGGGGCAUCAGCAGCGCCGCCCAGGCCACCUCGCCUGGCGACGAGAAACACGGCCACGCUGGCAUCGGCGAGCUGGCUGCGGCCCUCAACGAGUUUGACGUGAGUACCAGAACCUAUUCCGCUCUUUCGCUCUCCCCAGCCCCAUGAUGAAGUCGGAAGCGUUGUAUGGAGUUCUAUGGAGUCUGCAAGACUCUGAGUCUGGCUGUGGUGUAUUUCUAAGGCUGUGCCCAGGUGGGUCCCAGGCAGUGGGUUCUGUUUCCUUCCCUUCCUCUCUUUGAUAACCACGGCCUCCUCUGUGCUCUGUGGCGACAUCACAAGUAUUAG